Molecule: messenger RNA, 1210 nt
Organism: Periconia digitata
Lineage: Eukaryota; Fungi; Ascomycota; Dothideomycetes; Pleosporales; Periconiaceae
Source: the annotation of a GenBank genome assembly
CCAUACGUACUUCUUUGAUCGACUAGACGUAAACAUGGCUUUCCACCGACGAGUUCAAAUGGGCUUACUACUUGCUGCUGCGGGUAUUGCGAAUGUUGCGGCCACUAAACAAUGUGUCGAAUUCGAGUUACCAAUUUCUGUCGACACCACCAACGAACACUAUAAUAUUCGACGUGUGGACAACGAUGUCGACGCCGUGCAAUGGGCACUGGACUCCAGCAUAUGGAACCAGACAUUUGGCAAAAUCAUCGAUCAUGUGAACAUCACCACAACCUACAACAUCAGUGCUGAGCUUUGCGUCCCGUCGGAGAAGUCGGACAAGUCAGACAUCUUGCAGAUUGCAGUGCAUGGAAAUGCAUGGGAUAAAAGAGCCUGGGACGUACAGGUUAGGCCGGAGCAGCAGUCCUAUGUAGACGCAGCCAUCGCAAAAGGAUACUCAAUCCUUACCUUCGACCGCAUCGGCACCGGACAGUCCACACUCGUCAACGCCUACGACGAUGCGCAGCCUAAUACCGAAAUCGAGAUCCUCGCGCAGAUCACCACGUUAGCGCGCAGCGGAAAGCUUCUCAGCGGAGCCACCAUCAUCUCCAACACCACCGCUAUUCCAUCGCCAACCCCGAAAAAAAUCGUCCACGUUGGUCACUCUUUUGGCUCCCUUCUCAUAUUUGGUCUGCUCAAGAAACAAGGCGAUUUGUCUGAUGGCGCGCUUCUUACUGGGUUUUUGAACAGCUCGCACUUGCGUGAUGUUCCUGUCGCCACUUUCGAACACGCUUACGCUGCUACUCACGACCCUGCUCGCUUUGGAACUUUCGGCUCGGGAUACGUUGUCCUUACUUCUUUGAAUACGUUGCAGAAGUUGUAUUUCACAAAGGCAACACUUGAUGCGGAGCUGCUCGAGUACACGGAGAGGAUCAAGCAGCCAGAGCCUGUCGCUGUGUAUGCAUCCGCUGGGCAAGUUUUUGGUUCGGAGAAUACGAACUUGUUUAGGGGUCCUGUACAGUUGAUCGCGGGUGAAGCAGACUUCGUGACCUGCAAUGGGUAUUGCCCAGGAACAUACGAUGAAGAGGAGAUGAAAGACCAGUGGUUUCAGAAUGCGGCCAAUUUGACGGUGUAUAUUGCACCUGACACCGCCCAUGUGCUCAAUGUAGCUACGAGUGCAUCGGCUACAUACAAGAAGAUGCUUGAUUACCUAGAAGAACAUGGCCUGUAA